This is a messenger RNA of Sarcophilus harrisii (Tasmanian devil), 2271 nucleotides long. It is a transcript of the gene KCNRG, whose product is annotated as potassium channel regulator. Gene Ontology annotation, cellular component: endoplasmic reticulum. Lineage: Eukaryota; Metazoa; Chordata; Mammalia; Dasyuromorphia; Dasyuridae. Bases 49 to 879 code for a protein of 276 amino acids. Gene Ontology annotation, biological process: protein homooligomerization; negative regulation of delayed rectifier potassium channel activity. The transcript is spliced from 2 exons. The record is from RefSeq and is a predicted model, not a curated record. Gene Ontology annotation, molecular function: protein binding.
AGAAAAUCAAGCUCAUGCUUUUCAGCCCGUGGUUGGAAGCUAAGGAGAAUGAGUGGUCAGGAACUGGUCACUUUGAAUGUAGGAGGAAAGACAUUCACAACACGGCUUUCUACCAUACGACAGUUCCCUAUGUCUCGGCUGGCACGAAUAUUAGAUGGUCGGGACCAAGAAUUCAAGUUGGUAAAUGGCCAAAUUUUUGUGGACAGAGAUGGUUUGCUGUUCAGUUAUAUCCUGGAUUUCCUGAGAACUCGACUGCUUUCCUUACCCACUGACUUUUCAGAUUACCCAAGACUUCGAAGGGAGGCUAAUUUCUAUGAACUUGAUCCUCUGGUUGAGCUUCUUGACCAAGAACUGCUAAAGCCUAAGCCAGAAAUUUUAGAGGUACGUUUUACAUGUCAGGACACUCGAGCCUUUUUCCGGGUCUUUGGCUCCUGUAGCAGCACAGUUGAGAUGUUAACUGGAAGGAUUACAGUGUUUAUAGAACAGUCCUCUACCCAGAGCUGGAGCAGUAGCUCUUUCCCUGCUCAGACGACUUUACUUCCAUUCCCACCACAAAGACCUUCAUACCACGAUCUGGUUUUCCAGUGUGGCUCUGAUAAUUCUACUGGUAACCAGGCCGAAGCCAGGUAUGUUUCUAUAAAGCCUGAUAACCGAAAACUGGCCAAUGGAACUAAUGUACUAGGACUACUUCUGGAUACUUUGCUAAAAGAGGGCUUCCACCUGGUGAGCACUAGGACUGUGUCCUCUGAAGAUAAUGUUGAAUGCUACAGCUUUGAAAGGAUGAAUAGGCCUGAAGAGUUUACCACAAGUGAAAGAGUGACACCAGAGCUCACUGCUGCAGCCCAGCUGUUGCCAAUACAGCCUCAGAAAAAGAAAUGAAGUGCCUCAUCCUCAUAUUAAAAGGAGAUAAUUCCUUUUAAAACAACAACAUUUCAGAGGGAAAAAAAAUAUGUGCAUGUACAUAUAUAGACACACAUAUUUUGGAAGGGGUGUGGGAAUUUCGUGCUUUGGGUGGAGUGUGCUGAUGUGCUAAAUUCUGAAAUAAAAAUACUACAUCUCCUGCAAUCAUUCCACAAGCAGUGAGAGCUGCCUAUGAGCAAGAAUGUCCAGAACAAAGUAUAUUACACUGCUUUAGGAAUCAGAAAUUGAAUUUAUGGAAGGACGAUGAGGUGGGCAGGAGUGGCAGUUACAGUGUUUGUUUUUUUUCUGUUUGGUGUGAGCAUUAUUUUAAAAAUUUGGGUUUUUUUUUUGGUUUUUCUUCCACUUUUUCUUCUAAAAAAAAUACUGCAGCAAAACCUGGAGUAUUUUUUCAGCUAGAUCUUUAAAGGAUCUUGGAGAUCUAUUUCUGAAAACACUACAAACCUUUCUUUAGAAAUUCUUAAACACAUAAAAAGGAAAGAUAUUAAUAUGCUCUACAGACAUCAUAGUCAUUAUAAAUCAGUGGGAUAGGUAACAAAACUACUAUUUCUCUUUUGCCCACUUAAUCGGGAGUGGAAGUAAGCCCACUGUUAUCAGUGGGCUGAUAGUGUUGAGAAAUAGUAAAGGAAGAAGAAGGAGUGCUAAAAAUAUGAACAUCACAUUCUACAAAUUAACUAGUAGUUUCCCCAACCCUUCCCCCCUGGAUAGAGGAUUGGGGUAUUUUUGUUUUCCCUUCAGUCUUGGAGAGUCGAGAGGGCACUAACCAUUUCAUUACCUCUGCAUUUGUCUUAGAGGAGGUCUUGAGUCAGACCUUUCUUUUUGACAUCUGGAAGACUAGGAAGAUUUUUCUAAGAGUUUCAAUUAACUACAACAAAAGUAGUCAAAUGAGAGUUUGGAAAAGGUGUCUUGGGCAUUCAGUUCUAAAAUUUUCAAGGUACUUUCUCUGCAAGUAGCAGCCUUUACAGUCAUCCUCAGUUUUCUACAUAUAUGGUUCCAUGAGUUUUCUUAUAAAUGUGUAUCUGGCUUCCUUUCAUAAGUGGAGUAAGUUUUAGGGCUAAUUCCCCCAUAUGAAAUAAUUAUCUAAUUUGAGAUUUCCCACUUUGGUGAAUAAUGAUUUGCAUACUUGCCUUUGGGCUAAAGAUUCCUAGAAUGAUAAAUGUAUAAUUUUGUACACUCAAUAAAUUCCAUUUUUGUUUUCAAAGAAGGAACUGAGAAUGUGACUAUUUGGAUAUAGCCAUUUACUAUCUGUGGGACCUUGAGCAAGUGAUUUUCUCCCUGUGACUCGGUCUCCUCUUAUGUUAAAAGAGAGAGUUGGAUUAGAUGGCUUCUAAAGUCACUUCCAGCUGAUAUCAA